UAAGGCGUAAGCACACAGACGGGGCACAGUUCAAGUGUGCACACGGCUUAAACAUGAAACUCCUAAUCGUAUCGUGCCUAGUGGCGCUGGCGGCGGCCGACGUGUCCCACCUCAGGCAGGCGCCAGGCGGCGAGGCCAGCGCCCAGAUCCUGAGGCAGGAGUCCGACAUCAGCCCCGAGGGCAACUUCCAGUACGCGUACGAGACAGACAACGGCAUUCAGGGACAGGCGCAGGGACAGAUCAAGGGCGCUGGUGAGGAAGCCGCCUUGGAGAUCCAAGGUCAGAACGGCUGGAAGACUCCCGAGGGUGAGCAGGUUCAGCUCCAAUACGUCGCUAACGAGAACGGCUACCAGCCUCAGGGCUCCCAUCUUCCCACCCCUCCCCCAAUCCCGGAAGCCAUCCUCCGUUCCUUGAAGUACAUCAGGGCGCACCCCCCACCACCAGAAAACUAAGUUAACAACAAAGUGAAGUGACCGCGUCUCUCUUAACGCUGCGCAGUUGCCUCGCGAGGCAACUUGAUCGCGGGACCGAUAAUAAAAUCUUCCCAACGAGGCAACAGCUUAAGCAACCUGUACGACCAGCCUUACGUUUUGACAGUUCAAAAUCACUUUAACUUUUAAAAGCUCGUAUGUCAGUAUGAUACUAAUACUGAGGUAUGACAUUUUGAAGAGUUAGUUAUUUUUGGUUGGAUUUUCUAGCUUUUGAGUUUAUGCUCAAAUUUGAUUUCACCUUCUAGUCAUAUUAUUCUAAUGCACAUAUUUUCUUAGCACUUCUGUAUCUUGAAGACGAAAGGUCAUUUCUAUGUAGAUAUAAUACUCAAUUGCCAUCUGAUCCUUGUAUAUAGUUAUGAUACCUGGAUUUUUUAAAUAAAUUUAUUUUGUAAA
Cydia pomonella (codling moth) is the source of this 884-nucleotide messenger RNA. RefSeq names its product larval cuticle protein LCP-17-like (gene CPR6). Gene Ontology annotation, molecular function: structural constituent of chitin-based larval cuticle. Gene Ontology annotation, cellular component: chitin-based extracellular matrix. The coding region runs from base 54 to 452 and encodes 132 amino acids. The record is from RefSeq and is a predicted model, not a curated record. NCBI's taxonomy places the organism in Eukaryota, Metazoa, Arthropoda, Insecta, Lepidoptera, Tortricidae. The transcript is spliced from 4 exons.